Messenger RNA from Striga asiatica, 411 nucleotides. The record is from the annotation of a GenBank genome assembly. NCBI's taxonomy places the organism in Eukaryota, Viridiplantae, Streptophyta, Magnoliopsida, Lamiales, Orobanchaceae.
AUGGAUGAAAUCAUACCCAUACGAGGAAACCAUGUACUGUCUGUCUUUGUCUGUUCUGCGCUGGAUAUUUUCUCAUGGAGUAUGGUGCAGCUGGCAAAGGAAGCGUUGGUUGUUCUAAUGACCAGGCUUGUUCGGCUGCAGUGGGAUGAUGCCCUUAGGGGAUCGUCGGUGCGGACACACGCACCAGCACCGAGAGAGGUAGUUGUAGAAUCUGCUGAGGUGGCUGCCGUGGCCGCUGGGAUACGAGGUGUCACAGUUGAACUUCAAAGAGUGUCAACGAAACGAGGAUAUUCUGAUGUUUUCUUUGAGCUGGAUUUGGCAACACGAGUGCAGUAUGCUCUGAAUCUGAAUCUGAAUCUGGAGGAGUAUAACAUUGCUAAGCAACUGAGGAACAAGCUGACUAAGAUCUGA